AGCGCCCCGUGAUUGGUCCCCGCCCGGGGCUCCCCCAACUUCCCAUUGGCUGCGAGGGAGGAGAGGCCGGCGCCCCGCGACGAUUGUUUGCGUCAGAGGGAGGCGAAGUUCCAAGGAACUUGGCCGGGCUGCGCGCGCGCCAUGGAGACCGAGCGAGGACGCGGAGGGAGGCAGAAAGAAAGGGGUGACUCAGGUGGCAUGGGUGCCACCCACCACCCCCGCCAAGGGGAUCAGGUGGUCCUCCCAGGCGCAUCAGAGUUGGGAGAGCCCAACUUCCACAUGCGCGCGCGCGGAUCCUCUUCCUUCCCCUUCUCUCCAAAUCUCUCGCACCUCUUGGGGUUUUGCAGGAUUGCAAGUAUCCAACUUUGCCGCUGCUAACUUUUUAUUUGUUUACUUCAUGUGUGCACUCAGUGAGUCAUCAUCACCUCCACUAUGGAGAAGAGCUCUUCCGAAAUCUAUCAGGAAGAGCAGGGGUUUAGUUUGACCUCUACGCACAGGGAGGCGCGCAGAGGUGCCCUUGCUGGGCGCGGGAGGGUGGUUGUUGUCGUUGUUCUCCACAUUCAGCGUGAGCAGUUGUGCGUCGGGUCUGAAAGUGGGAAGAAAGUGACACACCUAAGGGUUCGCCCCAGGGACAAUCCGUUGCCUAGAACCUGAAAUUAAUGAUUAAGACUGUGUGACAUUUGGGCUGUGCCCAGGAAUUAUACUUAGAUUUUUUUUUUAAGGAUGUGUGGUUUUGUGUGUGUAUUCCCGUUGCCUGAAAAAUGGAACUAAAACCUAUAUUGCUUGGAUUUGAAUGCGCAACCUCUUUAAAACCAGGUCUGUCCUACUUGUGGUCACAGUGCUCACAAGUGGAUUUGUACGGUUGACUAGAAUAUGUUUUGAAGGUUGCUCGUGAAAGCAUUCUUGCAGUCUUAUUCCAAGCAUGUUUGCUCAGAAGUAUGUUGGGUUGUGGGACAUGGGUGGCGCUGUGGGUUAAACCACAGAGCCUAGGACUUGCUGAUCAGGUUGGCGGUUCGAACCCCCGCAAUGGGGUGAGCGCCCGUUGCUCGGUCCCUGCUCCUGCCAACCUAGCAGUUUGAAAGCAUGUCAAAGUACAAGCAGAUAAAUAGGUACUGCUCCGGUCGGAAGGUAAAUGGCGUUUCCGUGCACUGCUCUGGUUCGUCAGAAGCAGCUUAGUCAUGACCCGGAAGCUGUACGCCGGCUCCCUCGGCCGGUAAAGCGAGAUGAGUGCUGCAACCCCAGAGUCGGCCACGACUGGACCUAACCCUAACCCUUUACCUUUUACGUGUUGGGUUGUGAGUGACCUUUCAGCAGCGCAUACAGUAACUCACUGUGGGUUCCCAGAUGUUGUUGGACUACAACUCCCAUCAUCCCUGACCACUGGUCAUGCUGGCUAGGAAUGAUGGGAGUUGUAGUCCAACAACAUCUGGGGACCCACAGCUUGAGAAACACUGCUAAAUGGACACACCAUAUAUAAAAAAGAGGAAAGUGUGCAUUUUUCCUUCAAAAGUAUUGCUUUCUAUCCAGUUUAAUAAAUCAGCUAAGAUUAAUUAACCAGGUGACAGUCCUGGAAGUCAGCCCUCCUGAUUUCAAUGGAAUUUGGCCCUGUGCAGCUCUGCCAACCUUUGGGGGGCCAGUUGACACAUUUGGAAUUUUGAGGAAGUGCCGUGGUCCCGGAAAUGUUGUUGAAGGGAUGUGAUGUAACAAAAAAAUGGCUACCAAGAGCAGCAAGAAAGACAAGACCGCAAAAUGGUGCAAGUCCCCCAUCAAGCGGGGGGUGGGAGGAAGGAGGCACUGUUACACUCACUCACAGAGAGAAGCUCUGUUCAGAACAGCAGGGAGGCUGGGUGUCCAAUCCAGGCACCCAGGGAAAGUUUACAGGGGUGGCAUGCUCAGUGCUGGGGAGGCUGAGCCAGUGCAAACAGGAACUUCAAUAUGAGCUAUAAUCUGGCCUUGGAAUGUGUUAGGAAAGUGUAUCAUUCAGAGCCUUUGCCAAGCUCUAGAAACCUAGACUGAGGCAAAUAGCAUUGUACAUUCCCCACUGAAAGUAGGUCAAUGCAAUCCAAACAAAGCUAUGAAGAUCUCCGGCGAUGUCCCAAAUUUCAUUUAUUUGGUCUGGCAAAACUUAGGAAAUGCCAAAACCAGUGUCUAAAAUUGAGCUUCAGACCCCAGCCAAAAUAACCCUUGAUUAACGCAGUUCUGAGAGAAACAGUUUAAAAUCCUUGUUGACCUACCCAGGGUAAAACAAACCCAGGCUGCUACAUUUGGAGACCAGCUGACGUUUCUGAGCUGUUUCCAAGGGCAGCCCCCAUUGAACACAGAAUAGUAAUUGGAAGGGGGUGGAGUCAGCAGAGCCCUUCCGCCCGGCAACCAUUCCACAGUGCAUUCACCUUAAUGGAGAAUGAAAUCUGAACCUUCGGAACAUUGUGCUAAUAGGAACAGAAGAUGAGUUUGAGGAUUAGCUGUGACUUUCUUUCGCCCAAGGUCACUCACACGCAGCCACUUUUGAUAAUAAUGAUAAGACUGUUGUCAGUACAAUACCAUUCUGGUACUAUGUUGUGAUGAUAUAGACAGCCACAAAUGGAGUUGGUUUCCUUGACCAAAGGUAUGCACUUAAUUAAAUUUUAGUUGGUAUUAUGUCAUAUCUAUGUGGCUACUUUUGAAUCAUAUGAUAAGCCAUAUGAAUAAGCACUGAGCCAAAACGUGUCCACCAGUUUCCCAGAAGUUUCCUUCCCUGAGAAAAAAGACUUCCAUUUUCCUCCUUCGUUCUCAAGACAGUUUAGAUUAUCUUUAGCAUUUCUGUGGGCGCAGGAUUUUGAGCUUACCUUGAGCUGCGAGGCAGUCAAGAGAGAUGUGUCUUUUUCUUUCCUGUUUUUCUCCAGUGCUCUGUGGCCUAUCAGUCUGCCUGCACUUCUUGAUCUGGAAAAAGCCACAUGUUGCCUUCUCCUGGUCUUCCAUUGCGGCUUCUAUAAGCUGCCAGCAUUGCGACAGUGGACACAGCCCAGGAAGCCCAUUUGACUAGUCAGCUAAACCAGGUGCUGGUAGCUGAUGGGUCUCAAACCCUCAGUGAAUUAGAGACUUCCCCCUGCAUGCAAAGACAGAUUGAGAAGAUAAGACCAAUAUUGGGCCCAACAGUAGAUAAGGCCAGUGCCGGAUUUAUGUAUAAGCUAAACAAGCUAUAGCUUAGGGCCUCACUCUCUUGGGGCCCCCCAAAAAAAUAAAGGAAAAAAACACCUGGAUAUACAUUUCCAAAAUAUAAGAUAAAAAAAACAAAUAAAAUAAAACCUACAUACAGCAACAGUUUUUUGUGUUGUGUAGGCUCCUAUUUUGUUUUGUACAAAUGGCUUUAGAUACCUAUUAGGUCCAUAAAUUACCAUAUAGCAUAUAUUCAACACAAAAGACAGCAACAAUUUGUUGUUGACAAAGGACAGCUGGGCAUACAAAGGGCCCUAUUACUUUCAGUAGCUCAGGGCCUCAUCAAAACUAAAUCCGGCCCCAGAUAAGGCAGUUUCUGCAUGUGCUGUGUAGAGGGAAGUAAGGGACAGAUGGGGCUCAUCAACCUGGGAAGGAAGCCCAUCUAGGAGAAGAAAAACUCUGACCCAAACCUCUGCUUCCUUUUGGGACAUUGUUAUGUACUGAGGAUCCAAAAUGCAGCAGUCUGAUUGGUCCUAGAACAAUAGGAUCCUGAAUGAGCAGUCUGAUUGGUCCACAGGAGCCACCCAAUCCAGCUCCAGGUGGAAGUGAAUCCGCAACCUGAUUGGCCUACAGGAGAAUCCCGGAAUUAGCCAAUCACGUGGGGCCCAUUGUGUAAAUAAUGUAUAUAAAGCAGACAUUCUGGGGGAACUUCCAUUCCUCCUCACCACUAUGAGCUGAAUAAAGAGCAUGAAAUCCA
Molecule: messenger RNA, 3892 nt
Organism: Podarcis lilfordi (Lilford's wall lizard)
Lineage: Eukaryota; Metazoa; Chordata; Lepidosauria; Squamata; Lacertidae
Source: the annotation of a GenBank genome assembly